AUGUGCGGCCCGCGGCGCCCUGCCGCUGCCCUCUGCCGGCCACCGCGAGCACCGGGCAGCGGCCAGGUCCGAGGCACCCUCACGGGCUCCCCGGCUGGGCUCCGCUGCCCGAGCCGCCGGCGGCCCCGGGAUGCGGGCUCCGCGCCAAAUGGGGAGGGGGCUCGGACCCAGGCGUCCCGGGGGCGGCCGCCGGGGGCGGGGACGGGAAGCGGAAGCGCAGGUCCUCACCGAGCCGCUCUAGGACCUGGGAGGAGCUGCGCGCCUGUGGAGGCCGCCCGCGUCCUCCGGAGCUCGGUGGCCAGCGGGAGGCCGCGAGCCGCGGACAGAGCUACUCUAAGCCGAGGACAGUGGCCCGAACUCGGUGGUAUUAACUGUGUACCUCCUGGGCUGGAGCCGGGUGUUGAGGGCCGAAGACGCUUCCUAAUUAUCGCUGUGUCGGGCCACCGGCGCCGACCUCCGGGGCUGGCCGACUGCGCCAGCCACCCCGGCCCGGAGAGACAAAGAGAGAUCCGAAGACUGACCCAGGGAAAGGGCUUCCCAUGGGGGGAUAGCCAAAGGGAUCCAGGAAGUGAGAACUCCAGGUAUUCUUGGUCUUGGCUUUCCCCACCCUUUCGAGCACCUCAGCUUCCUACACUGCCCUCCCCCUUAUUUGCCACACUCAACUUCCUGCCCCACCAGAGGAAGUGGGGAGAGACAACAGGUGCAGCGACAGCUAGCAGGGUCAUGGACAAGGAGUAUGUGGGUUUCGCCGCCCUCCCCAACCAGCUGCACCGCAAGUCCGUCAAGAAGGGUUUUGACUUCACACUCAUGGUAGCAGGGGAGUCAGGCCUGGGAAAAUCCACCCUCAUCAACAGCCUGUUUCUCACCAAUCUCUACGAGGACCGGCAACUGCCAGAGGCCAGUGCUCGCUUGACACAAACGCUGACCAUUGAGCGCCGGGGUGUGGAGAUCGAGGAGGGGGGUAUUAAAGUGAAGCUGACUGUGGUGGACACACCUGGCUUUGGGGACUCCGUGGAUUGCUCAGACUGCUGGCAGCCUGUGGUGCGCUACAUCGAGGAGCAAUUCGAGCAGUAUCUGAGGGAUGAGAGCGGCCUGAACCGGAAGAACAUUCAGGAUUCCCGUGUUCACUGCUGCCUCUACUUCAUCUCCCCCUUUGGCCGAGGGCUCCGGCCCCUAGAUGUGGCCUUCCUCCGGGCAGUGCAUGAAAAGGUCAACAUCAUCCCGGUCAUUGGCAAAGCAGAUGCCCUGAUGCCAAAGGAAACCCAGGCCCUCAAGCAGAAGAUCCGGGACCAGCUGAAAGAGGAGGAGAUCAACAUCUACCAGUUCCCUGAUUGUGACUCUGAUGAGGAUGAAGACUUCAAGAGGCAGGAUGCAGAAAUGAAGGAAAGCAUCCCUUUCGCAGUGGUUGGUUCCUGCGAGGUUGUGAGGAACGGGGGGACCCAUCCGGUGAGGGGACGCCGCUAUUCCUGGGGCACCGUGGAGGUGGAGAACCCACAUCACUGCGACUUCCUGAACCUGCGACGGAUGCUGGUGCAGACCCACCUGCAGGACCUGAAGGAGGUGACCCACGAUCUGCUCUACGAGGGCUACCGGGCCCGCUGCCUACAGAGCCUGGCCCGGCCUGGGGCUCGUGAUCGGGCCAGUCGUAGUAAGCUCUCCCGCCAGAGCGCCACAGAGAUCCCGCUGCCCAUGCUGCCUCUGGCAGACACCGAGAAGUUAAUCCGCGAGAAAGACGAAGAGCUGCGCCGCAUGCAAGAGAUGCUGGAGAAGAUGCAGGCCCAGAUGCAGCAGAGCCAGACUCAGGGAGAGCAAUCCGACGCUCUCUGAGGACCCCGCCCCGCCCUGCUUUACCUCGGCUCCGCCUUCAGUCGGUCUCCUGACCAAUCCUGGAGCCCCAGCCCGAGAGGCCCGCCCCGGCAGGCGGCUCGCGGGCUAACAGAUUUGCCCUGUCCUAAGUCUGUAGCCCCGCCUUUGUCCCCGCCCCAGCUUCCAGCCCCGCCCCGGGCCCCCCGCCCCGUCCCUGGUCCCCAGCCCGCCGCUUUUCAAUCAAGUUGUGGCUUCCAUAAAAGCAAUUUCAGGGAUGGGGUGGCUCAGUCUGUUCAAGUGUGGGACUCUUAAUUUCGGCUCAGGUCACGAUCUCAGGGUCUGGGAUCUAGCGGCCCUAGGCUCCCUGUUCAGUGGG
This is a messenger RNA of Lutra lutra (Eurasian river otter), 2182 nucleotides long. RefSeq names its product septin 1 (gene SEPTIN1). The coding region runs from base 1 to 1827 and encodes 608 amino acids. The transcript has 13 exons. Gene Ontology annotation, cellular component: cell division site; microtubule cytoskeleton; septin ring. Gene Ontology annotation, molecular function: GTP binding; GTPase activity; molecular adaptor activity. The record is from RefSeq and is a predicted model, not a curated record. NCBI's taxonomy places the organism in Eukaryota, Metazoa, Chordata, Mammalia, Carnivora, Mustelidae. Gene Ontology annotation, biological process: cytoskeleton-dependent cytokinesis; regulation of exocytosis.